CACCUGAGCAACCAUAGUCAUAUAAACGACACCUGAUCCAAGAGGGACUAAAUCAAACACAGAUUGUGUUCACUAUUAGGAAAGCCUCUGUCCACCAUCUUUUCACCAUCACUGCCAUCAUGACCUCCAGUAUCUCCGUGCACACAUACUCUGGAAUCCGCCGACCUUCUUUUUCGAGCUCCUCUUUGCGAGACGGAGGCAUUCGGGGACGCUCUAAAGCCCCUGUGCUCUCUUCAGUGAGCACACUCUCACUCUCCCGUUCCAUGUCUGUGGGCAACGGCCUCAAUAACCUGAGCAACCUUUCUCUAAAUGGGACCAGUGAGAAAGAGACGAUGCACCGUCUCAAUGAUCGACUGGCCAGCUAUCUCAGCAAGGUGCGCUCUCUGGAGAAGUCCAAUGCUGACCUGGAGCUGAAGAUCAAGCAGCUCAUGCUGGAAAAGAUGCCUAAAAGUCAUGACAUAGAAAGCAUGAUGGCUCAGGCACAUGCUAUUAGGCAGGAGGUAAGGAAAAAGACACUAGAGAAUGCUCACAUUAUGUUGGAAAUUGACAAUGCUAAAUUGGCUGCAGAUGACUUCAGGAUUAAAUGGGAGUCAGAGGCUGCUCUGUGUCAGUCAGUGGAGAGGGACUGCGUUGCUCUGCGCAGGGCUAAACAAGAGCAUGACCAGAUCAUCACAACACUCAGGGGAGACCUGGAGAGUCUAAAAGAGGAGCUGUAUUUCCUGAAGAAGAACCACGAAGAGGACAUGAACACACUGAAGGCCCGUUUGGCCAAUGAGCAGGUGAAUGUAGAGGUGGACGUGGCACAGGGGCCAGAUUUAGGAGCUGUCUUAGCUGAACUGAGGGCCCAAUAUGAGGGCAUUGCUCGGAAAAACAAGGAGGAUGCUGAAAUAUGGUACCUAAAGAAGAUGGAGACAGUGCAGUCAGAGGUAAAGGCGAGUAAUGAAGCUCUACGAUCUGCUCAGAGUGAGCUGACUGAGAGACGCCGCUUCCUGCAGGGGCUUGAGGUAGAGCUGGACAGCCUGCGUAAACAGGUUAGUGUUCUGGAGGAGAACCUUGGAGAGACAACUCAUAAAUACAGCAUCGAGAUGGAGCACAAUCAGAGAACGCUGAUGCAGCUUGAGGAGGAACUCUCACAACUACGUUUGGACAUGCAGCGUACCAAAACCGACUAUGAACAGCUACUGCAGGUCAAACAGAACCUGGAGCUAGAGAUUGCCACCUACAAGAGACUGCUGGAAGGAGAGGAGAUGGUAAAAGAGACUCCAGCACCUAAAAAAGUACCUGAAGUAAAGACACGCAAGAUUGUAAAGGUAGUCACCCAGACUAUGGUCAAUGGUAAAGUGGUGGAAGAAUCAAGUGAGGUGGAGCAGUUCGAGGAGCGCAACAAGUGAAUCCUUACUGCGCCAUUGUAAUAAUGAUGGUGUUUCAUUACCAUACCAUAUCAUGGUGAUAUAUUUGACUGUAAUCCAGGCAAUAUCUAAGUAGUAAAUGAAGUAAAUAAACAAUACAAU
This is a messenger RNA of Tachysurus vachellii, 1511 nucleotides long. It is a transcript of the gene krt1-c5, whose product is annotated as keratin, type 1, gene c5. The coding region runs from base 120 to 1391 and encodes 423 amino acids. The transcript is spliced from 9 exons. The record is from RefSeq and is a predicted model, not a curated record. Gene Ontology annotation, molecular function: structural molecule activity. NCBI's taxonomy places the organism in Eukaryota, Metazoa, Chordata, Actinopteri, Siluriformes, Bagridae.